Carassius carassius (crucian carp) is the source of this 2700-nucleotide messenger RNA. RefSeq names its product G-protein coupled receptor family C group 6 member A-like. The transcript has 6 exons. Gene Ontology annotation, cellular component: membrane. Gene Ontology annotation, molecular function: G protein-coupled receptor activity. Lineage: Eukaryota; Metazoa; Chordata; Actinopteri; Cypriniformes; Cyprinidae. Bases 73 to 2700 code for a protein of 875 amino acids. Gene Ontology annotation, biological process: G protein-coupled receptor signaling pathway. The record is from RefSeq and is a predicted model, not a curated record.
UAUAAACAAAGAUGUGUGAGAGCACACCUGUCAGUCGUCCAGGUGAACUCAGGGAAACAGUCUAAAGCAGUGAUGGCUGGUUUGAAUUUGACCUUCUUACUCAUGUUGUCCCUGCUGGUAGGGGUCACAGAAGCUUCACUACCACAAUUCAGCCACCAAGGAGCCAUGGCCCAUGGAGACAUCAUCAUUGGAGGUCUUUUCCCCAUCCACGAGGCGGUGGAGACAGUGAACAAUACUGGCUUAGACAGCUCCUCUACUCCUCAGCGUCCAAACUGCAGCAGAUUCUACACAAAAGGUCUAAAUCAGGCUCUAGCUAUGAUUCAUGCUGUGGAAAUGGCAAACAGAUCACCCAUGUUGAGCAGUUUGAACAUUACUCUUGGAUAUCGCAUCUAUGACACAUGUUCUGAUGUCACGACUGCACUUUGGGCCGUCCGAGAUCUCACACAGCCUUUCUCAGACUGUGACUCACCAACAAACUCUUCUCAACCGGUCCAGCCGAUAAUGGCAGUAAUUGGGCCCUCUUCUUCUGAGAUCUCCAUCGCAGUUGCCAGGGAACUCAACCUUCAGUUUAUUCCACAGAUAAGUUAUGCAUCUACAGCUACAAUUCUGAGUGACAAAAGUCGUUUCCCUGCUUUCAUGAGGACUGUCCCCAAUGAUGAGUACCAAACCCAUGCCAUGGUACAACUUCUGAAGGACAAUAAAUGGACCUGGGUUGGCAUUAUCAUUACAGAUGGAGACUAUGGGCGUUCUGCUAUGGAAAGUUUUGUUAAGCACACUGAAACCGAGGGAAUUUGUGUGGCCUUUAAGGCAAUCCUACCAGACUCACUAGGAGAUGAACAAAAAUUAAACAUCCAAAUCAACAAGACUGUGGACAUCAUUGAAAAAAAUACCAAGGUUAAUGUGGUGAUCUCAUUUGCUAAAGCAUCUCAAAUGAAGUUGCUAUUUCAGGGCCUGCAUAGGAAUGUUUCUAACAAGAUAUGGGUGGCCAGUGAUAACUGGUCAACAGCUAAACAUAUUCUGAAAGACGUAAACCUCUCAGAUAUAGGGAAUGUAUUGGGCUUCACCUUCAAGAGUGGAAAUGUUACAACUUUUCAUCAAUACCUAAAGGAUCUCCAGUUUGAAAUUGAAGCUGAGCUGAAAAAUCCAUUCCUGGAAGAAUUUUUUAAACAGCCUGAAAUAGGAAAUGCUGCAAAUGCAAUACAGAACCUGAUCAAAAACACAUAUUUGGACAUGGUCUUCAGUGUUCAGAUGUCAGUCAGUGCUAUUGCUAAUGCUGUGGCUGAACUAUGUGUAAAAAAACAGUGCAAGACCCCUACAACUAUCCAGCCCUGGGAGCUCUUAAAACAGUUGAGGAACAUCACUUUUGAGAAAGAAGGAGAAAUUUACAAUUUUGAUGCAAACGGCGAUAUCAAUUUGGGCUAUGAUGUCUGCCUAUGGGAAGGACCUGAAACUGAGGAACGUGGCAUAAUCGCAGAAUACUAUCCAUCUAACAGCAGUUUCACUUUCACUAGGAAAAAUCUAAGUGAUAUUGAGAAUGUGGUAUCUAAGUGUUCAGAAAGCUGUCAACCAGGGGAGUAUAAAAAAACAGCAGAGGGUCAGCACACUUGUUGUUAUGAGUGUCUCGUCUGCGUGGAAAACCAAUACUCCAACCUAACCGAUGCAGAUGCAUGUUCCAUGUGCGACACUGAGAAUAUGUGGUCAAGCACUAAUAGCUCAAAAUGUCUUCACAAGCUUCAUGAGUACUUUGAGUGGAAUUGUGUGUUCGCUGUCAUUCUGUUGAUGCUGACUGCCUUCGGGAUCCUCCUCCUCUUCUCAGUGUUUGCACUGUUCUUCUGGCAAAGGGACUCUCUGGUGGUAAAGGCUGCAGGCGGGCCGCUUUGCCAUCUGACACUUUUCUCGCUGCUGGGUAGUUUUGUCAGUGUAAUUUUCUUUGUGGGUGAACCAAGCAAUGAGACAUGUAUGGUGAGGCAGGUCAUCUUUGGCCUGAGCUUCACGCUGUGUGUUUCAUGCAUCUUGGUGAAGUCCUUAAAGAUCCUUUUGGCGUUCCAGAUGAACCUAGACCUGAAGGAGCUUCUUCGCAAACUCUACAAGCCGUAUGUGAUCAUCUGCAUCUGCAUGGGGCUUCAAGGCACCAUUUGCACUAUUUGGCUGACCUUGCACAUGCCAUUUACAGGCAAAGUGGUGCAGCCCAAAUCCAUUCUCCUGGAAUGCAAAGAGGGCUCUGAUGUGAUGUUUGGGUUAAUGCUAGGUUACAUAGCUUUUUUGGCGCUGAUAUGUUUCACAUUUGCUUAUAAAGGCAGAAAACUUCCGCAGAAGUAUAACGAGGCCAAGUUCAUCACAUUCGGUAUGCUAAUCUACCUCAUGGCCUGGGUCAUCUUCAUCCCAGUGUACAUCACAACCCAUGGCAAAUAUGUACCGGCUGUGGAGAUGGUUGUUAUUCUCAUUUCAAACUACGGGAUCCUGAGCUGCCACUUUUUGCCAAAGUGUUACAUAAUUAUUUUCAAAAAGGAGCAUAACACCAAAGAUGCAUUCCUGAACAGUGUUUAUGAAUAUGCUAGAAAGAGUGCUGAGAACAUCAGGGGCUUGACUGGAACUGAUCCACAGAGAAAAACAGAGAAUUCAGUCUACGUCAUUUCCAAUCCAUCACUUGUGACUGAGGAGAAACAAGUUUCUGUACCAAAAAUAGAUAAUGUGGCUUAA